Molecule: messenger RNA, 2445 nt
Organism: Ustilaginoidea virens
Lineage: Eukaryota; Fungi; Ascomycota; Sordariomycetes; Hypocreales; Clavicipitaceae
Exons: 3
Coding region: 1-2445 (814 amino acids)
Biological process (GO): protein N-linked glycosylation; oligosaccharide metabolic process
Cellular component (GO): endoplasmic reticulum membrane
Molecular function (GO): Glc3Man9GlcNAc2 oligosaccharide glucosidase activity
Source: RefSeq, a predicted model, not a curated record
AUGGCCAGAAUCGCCCAACUGGCAACGGCUCUAGCUCUGGCCGUCGCGGGCACGACAGCCACGGGCGACGUCUCCGUUUUGACAAGCGAGAUCGGCCGUCAGAAUAACCAGAGCUUGUUCUGGGGCCCGUACAAGCCGAACCUGUAUUUUGGGCUGAGGCCCAGAGUCCCGCAGAGUUUGUGGACGGGAUUGAUGUGGGGGCGAAUCGAUGGGUACAACGACGUCAAAGAUGGACUACGGUAUACCUGCGAGCAAGGCCAAGACAUCCACGGAUAUGGCUGGGACGAAUACGACGCACGAACCGGCGGCGUGCAGAGGAUCCAUGAUCAGGGCAACAAGAUUGACAUGACGACGUCGUUUGUCAAGAUUCCCGGCGGGUUUCACGGUGGCAGCUGGGCCGCGCGGAUCAAGGGCGAGCUGCAUCGAGACGCGCCGCCGUCGAGCAAGACUGUUGUCUAUUACUACAUGGCGCAAGAAGGCCAAGGCGCGCUCGAAGCUCAGAGCGAGGGGAGCGAGGUCGGGUUCGAGGGCGACGUUUCUUUCGCCGGCAGCUCGGCAACUCUUGGAGAGUACAAGAUUGUCUUCACCGAGGGGAAAGGCGGGCACCCUACCAGCAGCCACAAAAUCAGCAGCUCGAGGCCGGGCCACGUUACCCUGGUCAACAGCGCCAACGUCAGCGACGAAAUCAUCUGGCAGGCGCCGCAGUUGCUGUUCCAGCAGCUACAGGCCGCUACUGUUGCUGUGAAGGAGAGCCUCGGGCGGGACGAUCCGCCGCCGGCUUGGCAGGUGUACCGCGUACCGCACAAGCCCGGCGUGGGAAACUCGCAGAUUGUGCAGAGAACGUACGAGGGCUCGUUUGAGUUUGACGUCAUCUUUUCCUCCGGGUCUGCCGGCAAGGAACUGACGUCGGACGACGUCUCCAGAGCCAUCGAGGCAAACUCCAAGUCGUUUGCGGAACGGUUCUCGAGCAUUUUCGACCUCAAGGCUCCGUUUCAGGACGAGGACCAUCAGCGGUUUGGGAAAAGCAUGUUUUCCAACCUGCUCGGGGGCGUGGGUUACUUUUACGGCGAGCAGAUGGUUGACCGGUCCUAUGCGCCAGAGUACGAGGAGGAGGAUGAAUCGUUUUGGCACGAGGCUGCGGCGGCCCGAGAGCGUGGGCUGCAGAAGCUCGAGGGACCAUACGAGCUCUUCACGAGCGUGCCGUCUCGGCCAUUCUUCCCCCGGGGAUUCCUCUGGGACGAGGGCUUUCAUCUCGCCCCGAUUGCGGACUGGGACAUGGACCUCACCCUCGACGUCAUCAAGAGCUGGUACAGGACCAUGGACGAGGACGGCUGGAUCCCGCGGGAGCAGAUUCUGGGCGAUGAAGCUCGCACCAAGGUGCCGGAGGAGUUCCGGGUCCAGUACCCGCACUACGCCAACCCUCCCACGCUGUUCCUGGUGAUUGAGGACUUUAUGGAGCGUCUCCGCAAAGCAAACGGCACGCAGGCCCCGGCCCGGGAGCAGAUGCCACCCCGCGGCAGCGGCAACUCGCCGCGCACGGCGCACCUGGACAACCCGGAGCUCGGGGAGGACUUUCUCCGCAAGAUGUACCCUCUGUUGCGGCGGCAGUACGACUGGUUCCGCAAGACGCAGCGCGGCGACAUCAAGGGCUACGGCCGGCAGGCGCACUCGAGCAAGGAGGGCUAUCGAUGGCGAGGGAGGACUGAGACGCACAUCCUGACCAGCGGCCUGGACGACUACCCGCGCCCGCAGCCCCCCCACCCGGGCGAGCUCCAUGUCGACCUCAUGUCAUGGGUCGGGCUGAUGACCAAGUCGCUGAGGAACAUUGCGGAUGCGCUUGGGCUGGAGGAAGAGGCGGGAGAGCUUGGCGGAAACCUGGAGGCGAUUGAGCGCAACCUCGACGACCUCCACUGGUCGGCGGAGGAGGGGUGCUACUGCGACGCCACGAUUGACGCGUUUGAGGAGCACCAGCUGGUCUGCCACAAGGGAUACGUGUCGCUGUUCCCGUUCCUGGUCGGCCUGAUGAGGCCAGACGACGCCAAGGUGGGCCGGAUACUGGACGUCAUGGGCGACGAGGAGCAGCUCUGGAGCGCGCACGGCAUCCGAAGCCUGAGCAGGGGGGACGAGCUGUACGGCACGGGCGAGAACUACUGGCGGGGGCCUGUGUGGAUGCCCAUGAACUACAUGGCAGCGAGGCAGCUGCAGACGCUGGCCAAGCAGGAGGGACCGUUUCGGCGCCGGGCGGCGGACCUGUACACGAGACUGCGGAAGAACCUGGUGGAGACGGUCUACAAGAGCUGGAAGGAGACGGGAUUCGCGUGGGAGCAGUACGAUCCGGAGACGGGGGCUGGGCAGCGGACGCAGCACUUUACGGGGUGGACGAGCCUGGUGGUGAAGCUGAUGGCCAUGGAGGACCUGGGCGACGCAAGAGGCGAGGAGGCGUGA